This is a messenger RNA of Gilbertella persicaria, 1021 nucleotides long. RefSeq names its product thioredoxin-like protein. The record is from RefSeq and is a predicted model, not a curated record. Bases 269 to 922 code for a protein of 217 amino acids. Gene Ontology annotation, biological process: cellular oxidant detoxification; cell redox homeostasis. NCBI's taxonomy places the organism in Eukaryota, Fungi, Mucoromycota, Mucoromycetes, Mucorales, Choanephoraceae. Gene Ontology annotation, cellular component: mitochondrion; cytosol. The transcript is spliced from 3 exons. Gene Ontology annotation, molecular function: peroxiredoxin activity.
AAAAGAAAAAAAAAAAAAGAAAAAAAAGUGGCUUGUGCAUAAUGAAAUUCAUGCUUGUCAUUCUCACACUCAUAUUGCAUUUAUCAAAUGGAAAAAUGAGCAUGUUGCAGGAAAAGAUUGCGCCAUAUAUCAAAAUUGAAUCAAUGAACAAGGAAAAUGACACAAUUGUCUUUCUAUCUGCAUAAGUUGUACAUGCUUAUAAAUUGCUUCUCUCUCUGUUAAUUUCUUAAAUUUUCUUUUUCUUUCUUAUUUAUUUAUUUUAUUCAAUAUGUCUCUUCGUCUUGGUUCUAUUGCUCCUGAUUUUGAAGCUGAAACGACAAAAGGUAAAAUCAAAUUCCAUGAUUUUAUUGGUGACCACUGGACUGUUCUCUUUUCCCACCCUGCUGAUUUCACUCCUGUCUGUACCACUGAACUUGGUCUUGUAGCUGCCCUUCAAGACGAGUGGGAGGCUCGCCAUGUCAAAGUGAUUGGUCUGUCUGCCAAUGGCCUUGACGAACACGAAAAAUGGAUUGCUGAUAUUAAUGAAAUCUCUCGUGUGAAGCUUGAUUUCCCUAUCAUUGCUGAUGCAGAUCGUAAGGUUUCUACUCUUUAUGACAUGUUGGACCAUCAAGAUGCUACCAAUGUAGACACAAAGGGUAUCCCAUUUACCAUUCGUUCUGUCUUUAUUAUUGAUCCUAAAAAGACAAUUCGUUUAAUCUUGACUUAUCCCGCUUCAACAGGUCGUAAUUUUGACGAAAUUUUACGUGUGAUUGACUCCUUACAACUGGGUGAUAAACAUCGUAUUACUACACCUGGUAAUUGGAAAAAGGGUGACGAUGUGAUUGUUCAUCCUUCUGUAUCAACCGAGGAAGCACAGAAAAUCUUUCCCAAGGGUGUUAAAGUGAUUAAGCCUUAUUUACGUCUUACACCUUCUCCUUUUUAAGACUAAAACCUUUCAAAAUAAACAAAUCAUCUGAUUGGCCAUGUAGAAUUAACUUUUUUUUCUUUUUGCAUAUAAAACUAGCCUUUACGUCAAAGUUAU